GGUCCCAGUUGGGUUGACAACUCCUGAGCACGAGCCGAGGGAGCGCGUUGUUGGCAGCGAGCAAGCUAGCGAGCAGCCGUCUCUUAGCCGCUCCGCCAUUAAGCGGAUGGGUGCAUGCAUACAGGAGGACGUGGAGAUGGUCGACAAAGGUGCGACAGCCGAGACGGAGUCGAUUGCGAUGCUGACACCUUCGCUACACCUGCCGUGCGUGCGCGCACGUCGCCUCGGAGGAAUGGCGACAAAUCGACUGGCCAGGGUAGCAGAGCCAAACUGGUCUUGAGAACAAAAGAAAAUCCACAGCGCCUAAGGGACAAUGGGCAAAUACCACUGAGCAUUGUCUCGGCUGCUCCGCCGCUGUUCUCCUGCGGGUGGGUGGCGCGCUACCCAACGCCGCUCCCAGUACUUGAGCUGUAUCGGCGGAUGCAUGUAAUCGCUGGGCGUCCUGCAUGCCUUCCGCUCUUAUGUGUGGCUCUCACGUCAACAAAGACGCUCGGUGGGAGCCCAUGGGCUCUUUGCUACUUCUCGUACGAGGCCCCGCUGUUCCUCCGGACAGGUAGGGCUGGGGCUGGGGAGCCGUGGAGAAGCAAACAGCUUAGUUGAAGGAACCCACAAUGCAGGCAACCCUUGGUCGAAGAAUGGCUAGGGGCUCUCCGAUGGCGCCGCCCGUCCCCGACUCGACGCCGAGAGCCUUUGUUGUGCCUCUUCCAGGCAGGAUUUCCGCACAAUCUCGCGCUCCCACGAUCUCAUCACCGCACACCAUCUCACACUAUUAAGGCCCCACUGCGAACUCCCACCUCUCACAGUUGCUCAACAUCUUGACAAAGACGUGUUGGCAUCGAUGGAGGCCACCGGACGUC
Molecule: messenger RNA, 857 nt
Organism: Cutaneotrichosporon oleaginosum
Lineage: Eukaryota; Fungi; Basidiomycota; Tremellomycetes; Trichosporonales; Trichosporonaceae
Source: RefSeq, a predicted model, not a curated record